UAAUCCCGCUUCUAAUAACCCCUGCUUCCUUGUCGAGGUUCCUUCCAUUCUUAGGUUCCUAGCCACCCCGGGCUGCCAUCCCAAUCCCCCAAUCCCGGUAUCCAGGGCAUUCAUUCAUUCAUUUGCAGGUAACCUCCGCCCACGCCUGUCUCUCUCUGUCUCUCUCCACUUCUCAUCGUCAUCCUUUCGCUCGUUUCUUUCUCUUUCAUCUUUGCAUCCUCAUGAAGCUCGACACGUAUCAUCGUUGUCGUCUUUGAGCUUAUCGUCGCUCUCGCUUCAUCGUCGACAUGCGCUUCCCGUCAACAUCGAAAUCAGAGCCAAGGCUCGGUGCAGGCGGCAUCAUAGCUGCCCUGCUACUGACGCUCAAUCGCUUUUCCUUGGCCUACCAACUGGAUCCUAAUUCGACGAGUUCGAUUAAAUCGAUUGCCAAAUCAAUCGCCAAGGAUAUGGUUGGCAUGUAUCAUGGCGACGAACCCGGACAAACACCAGGUCUACUACCUGAUCCUUAUUACUGGUGGUACGCUGGCGCCUUUAUGGGAACACUCGUCGAUUAUUGGGCAUACACUGGCGAUUCCCAAUACGUCGAAAUCACCAAACAGGCACUUCUUUUCCAGGUCGGCGAUCACGACGAUUAUAUGCCUAUUAACCAGACAAGAACCGAAGGAAACGAUGAUCAGGGCUUCUGGGGACUUACUGUCAUGUCGGCUGCCGAGUACAACUUCCCCCAUCCUGCAGAAGACCAGCCACAAUGGCUUGGACUUGCACAAGCCGUCUUCAAUACCCAGGCAGCUCGUUGGGAUACAGAGCAUUGUAAUGGCGGUUUGAGAUGGCAAAUCUUCCAGUGGAAUAGGGGUUACGACUACAAGAAUUCAAUUUCUCAGGCUUGUUUCUUUGCUCUAGGUGCUCGUCUCGCUCUCUUCACUGGCAAUAGCAGUUAUGCCGACUGGGCGGAUAGAACAUGGGACUGGAUGGAAGCAGUCGAGUUUAUUGACCCUAAGAGCUGGUACGUUUAUGAUGGUGCUCAUAUCGGCAACAACUGCACGAAACUCGUCCCCUAUCAAUUCUCUUACAAUGCUGGCGGUAUGAUUCUCGGCGCCGCUGCUAUGUACAACUUUACCGAAAGCCAGGUCUGGAAGGAUCGCCUCGACAAUCUUCUCGUGGGUGCCAAAGUCUUUUUCUCAGGGCCUGAAAAGAAUAUCAUGACAGAGGUCGCUUGUGAACCCGUGAAACUUUGCAACCUCGACCAGAAGUCUUUUAAGGCAUAUCUGAGCCGCUGGCUUGCUGUCACUACGCAAUGGGCUCCCCAUACUCGCGACACUAUCAUGCCACUUUUGCGUGCUUCAGCCGUUGCAGCCACGGACAAGUGCACGGGGGGUGAUAACAAUCGAAUGUGUAGUCUCUACUGGACCAAGGACAAGUUUGAGGGCGAAGUCACCAUUGGUCAACAAAUGGCCGCAUUAGAAGUUACUCUUGCCUGCAUGAUCCAGGAUCGGCCAGCCCCGUUAACGAAGGACACUGGAGGCACAAGCAAAGCCAAUCCUGGCGGUGGUGCCGAAGAUGUUGGGCGAACGACCCCUGAUUUGGAUUACAAACCUUUGCCUGCCGGUGAUAAGGCUGGUGCCGCCAUUAUUACCAUUUUGAUUCUCGCCGGCCUACUUGCUGGUAUGUUCUGGAUAUUCUUUGACGAAACGUCAGACAGUGGUCCCAUUGAUCAGUUCCGGAGUUUUGGAUCAUCAGCCGCUGCUGCCGUUGCCGCUUUGGCUGCUGGUGGGGGCGCAGCCGCGGUAUUUGGACAUAAGAAGGGCAAGAAGGACAUCAACGAAAAAAAUGCUGCGGUCUUUGCGACAUCAAGCAAUGGCAGCUCCCAAGAAAACACCAACAGCCCUGUUGCAAAUGAUGUGCCUGCCGGCGCUACCAAUCAGAGCCAGGGGCAACAUCGUCGGGUGUCUAGCAUGCCUUUGGGAUGGCCACAAAACCCAGCAAUGAGAGGAAGCACUCUAUAUGACUCUGACGGAGUUUAUCCAGCGUCAGCCUCGGCGCGACAAUCUCGAGGGGACUGGGCAGUAGGAGGUAUUGGCGAAUCAAGCAGUGCUGCAGGAAGUUCGGCUGGUGGCAAUAGAAGCUACACACAACAGGAGAACGCGACACGCGACACCACCCCAGGUACCGAGGAACCUGGCCUACCACACGAUAGGAACAGUUAGAGUGCCACCCACACCGCCGAAGUGGGCGUGAGUCAACGUGAAGCUCCAGGAGCUAUCGGGGUAGCACAGUGAUCGUUUCCUGUGCUGGGUAAUCAUCUUUUCUUAAUCAAAGGGGUUGAGACUUACGACAUUCUUGGCAAUACACGCUCAACUAGGGUUUGACGGACGCUUGUGGCAUUUUGGGGGCGUUUUGACGGUGACGGCGCAUAUCGGUUGGCAGCCUGUGGGCAGGCUUUUGAGUGUUGUCUAUAACUUGGACCGGGGUGCCAUAAGAAAGAAGGCCUCCUAGCUACAACGGCAGAGUCGAGGUGUUACACACAAUUAGAUACAAACUCACAGGCGUCUGUCCUUUCCAACAAGACACUAUAUAUGGCUCAGAGUAAGAGUAGUGCACACUUAUUUCACGCAGAUAUUUGGCUGGUGCUAUAAUUUGUCGUAUUCGCUAUCGUCAUUUCAACAAUGAUUCAAUAUCAUCGACAAACACAUUCUCACAGAGUCAAUCUACUAUGCCAUCAAAUCAGCCGCUAAUAGAUUUUCAGGUGCUCGUGC
Fusarium odoratissimum NRRL 54006 is the source of this 2753-nucleotide messenger RNA. RefSeq lists its product as uncharacterized. Bases 288 to 2204 code for a protein of 638 amino acids. Gene Ontology annotation, biological process: fungal-type cell wall biogenesis; carbohydrate catabolic process. The record is from RefSeq and is a predicted model, not a curated record. The transcript is spliced from 4 exons. NCBI's taxonomy places the organism in Eukaryota, Fungi, Ascomycota, Sordariomycetes, Hypocreales, Nectriaceae. Gene Ontology annotation, molecular function: mannan endo-1,6-alpha-mannosidase activity.